Molecule: messenger RNA, 519 nt
Organism: Octodon degus (degu)
Lineage: Eukaryota; Metazoa; Chordata; Mammalia; Rodentia; Octodontidae
Gene: Tmem278
Product: transmembrane protein 88B
Exons: 2
Coding region: 1-519 (172 amino acids)
Biological process (GO): negative regulation of canonical Wnt signaling pathway
Cellular component (GO): plasma membrane
Molecular function (GO): PDZ domain binding
Source: RefSeq, a predicted model, not a curated record
AUGAGCUCUGCAGACCCCCGUCAAGACGCGAGUGAGCAGGAAAGGGAAACGGAGGAUGAGGGCGGGGGCACCUCGGACACAGUGCCCAUGCUGCCGCGAAGGCCUCCUGACCAGCAGACCUCGGCCCUGACACGCGCACAGUGGCCAGGCCUGGCCACCCGGGGCCUGCGGACCCUGCUGCUGCUGAGCCGGGCUCUGACCUGGCUUCUGCUCCACCUGCUGCUGCCCGGGACAGUCUUUCUGUUGGUGCUGCUGCCUGCGGCGACGGUGGUCUACCUGGGAUUCGUGUGCCAUUCGAGGGUCCACCCGGCUCCGGGACCCCGGUGUCGCGCGCUGCUCUCGGAUGCUGGCUCUGCGGCGCUGAUUGUGUUCGGCUUUCUCUUGCUGCCACCGCUGCUCGUGCUCGCCUCAGCCGCCCGCGCCCACGUGAUGCGGCGCCUCAGCCCACUGCUGCCGCCCUCUGCGCGGACCCCCGAACCCCACCCGGACGGGGAAGAGCAUCUCUGCGCCUGCGUGUGA